Molecule: messenger RNA, 1164 nt
Organism: Didymodactylos carnosus
Lineage: Eukaryota; Metazoa; Rotifera; Eurotatoria; Philodinida; Philodinidae
Source: the annotation of a GenBank genome assembly
ACGGAGGAUUUUUAGAAAAUCCGGAAGGCUUUUUCGGGUUUUGGAGGUUGUUGGUUGCCUGGAAAAUCAAUAAAGGCUUAAUUAAAAAAUCGACGCCGGUCAGUCGAUGUAGUUAGGUGUCUAGUUUAAAAUAAAACAAACUCGAACUCUCCAGCUUGAAGUAUAUUAAAAAAUCUUGGGACGCCGUUCAGGGUCCUUUUUGGACCUUGAUCUCUGGAAAGCUCCUAAACCGUAAGAUUUGGAGACAAAAAAGUUUUUUCAUUCUCGUAACUAAUUGUGCCGAACAUUUAUAGAAAGUUUCGUCAAGAUCGGAUGCACGGUGUCCGAGAUAAUUUCUGAGGGGGGCGGGGGGCCUUAAUCGAUACAUAACUCUUUCAUUCGAUUAAAUCCGAUAAAGAUAUUAUUGUUAUACUCGCAUAUUUAUUUACAAAAAUGCCAUGGCAUUUAUCUGAUCAACAAUAUCAGACAUUAAAAUCAUCUCGACGUGAACAAAUGUUUAAUUCAAAAUUAUUUUUACCACCUGUAAUGGAAGAAUUUCGACAACGAAUUCAUACAUAUACUGAAAUUAUAAAACAAGUUUAUGGAUAUUAUAUUGAAAAUGUUGUAGACGUACGCGAAAUUAUUCGACAUGAAAUUAUUCUUGAAGAAUACAUAUUACCUUUUUCCAAUAUUUCUUUUUAUUCUACAGUUGAUAACUAUGAUAAUGGUACAAUUGAAUAUUAUUUACAUCAUCAUUAUAGUGAACAUGAACAAAAUAGAAGUAUAUCACCAUUUGUUGGUCUAUCUGGUUUAACACAUGAAAUUUUUAUGAAAAAUUUUAAUAGUCAUUCUUGGGAUCUGGCUUAUUAUAUAGAUUUAUCGAGUAAAGUUAUUCAAUUUGUUGAUAUUGAUUGUAUGGAUAAUACUGGUGUUGCAUACCAUUUAAAUAGUUAUGCGUACGAUUUUUUUAUAAUUGGUAGUCAAAAAUUAUUAAUUGAAGAAAAUACUCUAGAACGUGGUAAUGUAUAUAAUUUAUUAUUGGAUUUUAACUUAGUUAUAUCUUCAAUAAAAAUAUCGUUAGAAAUAGUAAUCGUUGAUGAAAAAAAACAAAUAUCAUCCGAUUUAAGAUUUUUUCAACAGCUAUAUGAUAAAAUUAAAAUUAUACACAAAAAUUUAUGCACAUAA